Molecule: messenger RNA, 885 nt
Organism: Aureobasidium melanogenum CBS 110374
Lineage: Eukaryota; Fungi; Ascomycota; Dothideomycetes; Dothideales; Saccotheciaceae
Product: NAD(P)-binding protein
Exons: 6
Coding region: 1-885 (294 amino acids)
Source: RefSeq, a predicted model, not a curated record
AUGGCUGAGACUCACCACUUUCAUGCCCACAAGCUCUUCAGCAUGAAGGGCCAAGUGGCUGUCGUGACCGGAGGUGGCUCAGGCAUUGGUUUGAUGAUUACUCAGGCUCUUACUGCAAAUGGCGCAAAGGUCUAUGUCGUCGGCAGAAACCUCGAGAAGCUCCAGACUGCCAGCAAGGAGCACGAACCUGAUCACGGAGAGAUCAUCCCUAUUGGAGAUAUCGAUGUUACCAAGAAGGCCGAUCUUGAGAAACUGGUCAAGCAGAUCGAGGAGAAGGAGAAGUGUAUCCACCUGCUUGUCGCCAAUGCUGGUGUUCCUGGACCUAAGGCAGAGCCUGACAAGGAGGAUGCUGGAGAGCUCAAGGACAAGCUGUGGCAGGGUGAGUCUGUCGAGGAGUGGAACGACACAUACUCUACCGAUGUCACAUCGGUCUACUUUACCACCGUCGCCUUCUUGCCUUUGCUGCAGGCUGCUGUCGAGCCUAAGGGUUCUGGAGAGAAGUUCAGCGCAUCCGUUAUCACCACUUCGAGUAUGAGCGGUAUCAUGCGUCACGCUCAAGGACACUUCGCCUACAACGCAGCCAAGGGUGCAACAGUGCAUCUGACCAAGCUGAUGUCUGCCGAAUUCAUGAAGGUCGGCGUUAGAGUCAACAGCAUUGCUCCUGGAUACUUCCCCAGCGAAAUGACAGCCAAGAGCUCCGACGACAGACAGAAGAGCGAUCUGCCUCCUGAGAAGGUCGCUGACAAGGGCCAUGUGCCUCAGAUGCGCGGCGGACGUGACGAAGAAAUGGGCAUGCUCGCAUUGCUACUUGCAAAGAACACUUACAUCAAUGGCGAAGUGAUUGCUAUUGAUGGAGGCGUCCUUAACAUGCUGGCCGGACGUUAA